Lutzomyia longipalpis is the source of this 1165-nucleotide messenger RNA. Its product is annotated as apolipoprotein D-like. NCBI's taxonomy places the organism in Eukaryota, Metazoa, Arthropoda, Insecta, Diptera, Psychodidae. The transcript is spliced from 3 exons. The coding region runs from base 243 to 1079 and encodes 278 amino acids. Gene Ontology annotation, molecular function: pigment binding. The record is from RefSeq and is a predicted model, not a curated record.
AAGAGGCAAACAUUUAUGAGCCUGGACUGUGUGGCAAAGUACUGGUUCCCACUUCCAGUGCUAAUCCGAUAAAUUGGAUCAACAACGAGUAUUCAGUUAGUUGGUGAAGUGACUCCAGUGCGAACGGUUGGUCCCGCGUCUCAGUUUAUAUUUGCGGUGUUGUAGUAAUACAUAAAUAAGAUUUUAAAUUGCUGAGAAGUUUUUGAGGUCAAGCACUGGGUGAUUGGAUUAUCAGAAAAGCAAUGGCGAAUCUGGUGGGAAUUGCCCUUCUCCUCACUUUGUGCAUCACCAUCUGCUAUGGACACACUUACCACUCAGGACAGUGCCCCAAUGUUGAACCUGCAUCUGAUUUUCAAAUGAGCCAAUUCCUUGGAAUAUGGUACGUCGUUCAGAAGACAUCAACAGCAUCCACAUGCAUUAUCUACAAUAUCACGCGCGGAGAGGAGCCUGGGGAGUACAGAAUUGAACAAACGUCUCAGCACUUUGCCCUCGGAUUGACGCCACUCCGUCAUGAGUACAGUUACACCGGCACCCUCACUGUUCCAGAUAACGACAUCCCAGCCAAGAUGAAAGUGAAAUUCCCACUGAGCGUCGCAGGAUCAUCCUCCUUCACGGUAUUCAUGACAGAUUACCAACAGUACGCCGGGAUUUUCUCCUGCCAGAAGCUCACCUUUGCCCAUCGACGCAGUGCUACGAUUCUCUCACGCACAAAGACCCUCGACAAGAUCUACCUGGAUAAGAUCCGAUCACGUCUGGCUAACUUCGCUGUAGAUCCCUUUGACUUGAGUAUCGUUAACCAGAAUGAUUGCCCAAAGAACGAGAGCAAGGGUUUCAACAUCCACAUCGACCCCGAUACAUUUUCAGCAGCAAACAUUGCAAGCGUGGUCAGGAGUGCGGGAGACAAGAUCGCUUCCGGUGUUGAGACAGCAAUCAAUGCAGGCAAAAAGGCAUAUAAUAAGCUCACAAGUUCCAGCGAAAAUUCAGAGAAAGUGCAAACCGCAGGGGAAACAGAAGCAAUGAAUCUCAGAACAGGUGCAAGAAUGGAGCAGGAUCCUAAUACGGAAUGGAUUGCUUUCUAGUUUACGUCUUCAGAGACAGAAAAAAAUCUCAAUCUAGUUGUACCAACUCAUUUUACGCAAUAUAUAGAUUUUUUUUUACAUAAAAA